Peronospora matthiolae is the source of this 1467-nucleotide messenger RNA. The record is from the annotation of a GenBank genome assembly. NCBI's taxonomy places the organism in Eukaryota, Oomycota, Peronosporomycetes, Peronosporales, Peronosporaceae.
AUGAGCUUUUCGUGGGCGCAGCUUCUCACCUCGCCAUGCUACACUGAGCUUGGCUGGCGCCCAAGCACGAGCCUCAUCCCUUACUUCCAAGGUGCUCUGGUAUUCAUGACCGUCGUAUACUUGUUCGAGACGUACCUCGAUGUCCGUCAGCACCGAAAACUGCACGAGACAUGUUUUCCCGAGCCUUUAAAAGAAGCGAUUCAAGGGUUGGGGCAGUAUACUUCUGUCAAGUCAAAGCGAUACUUAGCGGAGGACAAAUCGGACCACGCCACAAGCUCCGCACGAACCGAACCAGAAACCUCAUUGCUUGCUGCAACUGUGGCGAAAUUCGAUUCCAGUCGAGCUUAUGGCCUGGAUAAGAGCACCUUUGGCUUGCUGAGUGGCGCGUACAAGCAACUGGAAGCCACGCUGUUACUUGUCCUUGGGUAUCUUCCUUUUAUGUGGACACUGAGUGGUCAAGCUUUAACGGCUUUAGGUCUAGGGACGGAGCACGAGAUCUACCGCGCUCUGAUGCUGUUGACGCUCACGAGUGUGCGGGAUACCAUUGUGGACAUUCCUUUCGGCUUGUACUCGACGUUUGUGGUGGAAGCUCGUCACGGGUUCAAUAAACAGACGCUUGGACUCUUUCUCAUGGACAAGCUCAAGGGCUUUGGGCUUUUUGUUGCCAUCGGGUACCCUGUGACGGCAGUGCUGAUCUACGUGAUCCGGUGGGGAGGCGAGUACUUUUACAUGUACGUCUGGGCCUUCCUCUUUGUCUUUUCCGUCGUCAUGAUGACGCUCUACCCCGUGCUGAUUAUGCCGCUGUUCAACAAGUUCACGCCACUGGAAGAAGGCGAACUCCGCACGCGGAUUGAAGCACUGGCAGCGAGUCUGAAGUUCCCGCUGACCAAGCUCUUUGUCACAGACGGCUCCAAGCGCUCGAGCCAUAGCAAUGCUUACUUCUUCGGGCUUUUUAAGAGCAAGCGCAUUGUGCUGUUUGACACGCUCUUGGAGCAAGCAACGCAUGACGAGAUUGUUGCAAUUCUGGGUCACGAGCUUGGACACUGGCAGCUAUGGCACACUGCCCAGGGCUUUGUGAUCCAGCAAGUGUACACUUUGGCCUCGUUUUAUAUGUUUGGCCUCUGCAUGAACAACGCUGAGCUUUUCGCGAGCUUUGGGUUCGCGGGUGACUCGGCCAAGCCUGUGAUUAUCGGGUUUCUGCUGUUUUCGCAGACCAUGUGGGCUCCAGUCGAGCACGUGCUGUCGUUCCUGAUCACUUUGAACACGCGCAAGAACGAGUUUCAGGCGGAUGCAUUUGCAGUGGACCUUGGAUUUGACGCUGCGUUGAAGUCGGGACUCACAAAGCUUGCGAUCGAGAAUCUGUCCAACAUGAACCCGGACACGCUGUACAGUGCCUACCACUACAGCCACCCGCCUCUCGUGGAGCGUCUGAAUGCAAUUACGACGCGUGCCAAGAAGUCGCAGUAA